Molecule: messenger RNA, 20027 nt
Organism: Diabrotica virgifera virgifera (western corn rootworm)
Lineage: Eukaryota; Metazoa; Arthropoda; Insecta; Coleoptera; Chrysomelidae
Product: rap guanine nucleotide exchange factor 2-like
Exons: 19
Coding region: 516-4772 (1418 amino acids)
Biological process (GO): positive regulation of GTPase activity; Ras protein signal transduction
Cellular component (GO): apical plasma membrane; plasma membrane
Molecular function (GO): guanyl-nucleotide exchange factor activity; protein binding
Source: RefSeq, a predicted model, not a curated record
GUUCAGCGUUAGUUUACCUUGAACGCUCAACGCGGUGUGAGAGUUCGCAAGCCGACUUGAUUAUCUGUUUGGUGUCUGCGUGUCUGUGUUGUGAUUCGAUUUUCGGCGGUUUGUUUUCGAAUUUGUGGUGAUUAUUAGUGCCCAAAAGGGAUAUACCACUGCCAGAACACGAUUUAAGAUGUGAGAUGCAAUUACUAUCCUGACUGAUUCAGUUCAUUAUUUUAUAUAACUAUUGAAACAACAGUGCCUUCAAGACCACAUCGACAUAGUCACGAAAGAAAUUAAGCCGUCCAAACCGUCUUUACACAUCGCCACAAAGAUGAUACACUCUUCUGGAAUUCGCACAUCGAAGAAAAUAAAAAACCGCAACAUCCUGUAACAUUUUUUCCGUCUCGACAACAUCGCGCACAUGUAUCUCCCCAACUGAAGGGAAACCUCUCGACAACCGACAACACCGCAUACAUGUAUUUCUUCAGUUGAAGUGAAACCGCUCGACAACCGGCAACAUCGCGUGGAUGCGGGAAUUCGAAUCGCGGAGCGCGCACGAGCUCGGCCGCGAUGUCGUGUCGCCAUCUCGCGGCGGGAUGACGGACUGGGAGGGAAUGUGGAUUAGGUCGCUGUCUAAACCGCCGACAUGCAGAUCGCUGCAGGACCUUCAGGUGAUUUAUUACGGACUUAGCGGAUUGGAGGCGCUGCAGACCGUGAGGGAUUCGAGUUUACGCGCCUUGUGUAAAAUUGUCAGAUAUGAGAAGCACUUGGCCAAUGACGUUCUUUAUUACACUGGUGAAUUAUCAACAUGUUGGUACAUUCUGCUGUCAGGAUCCGUUUUCAUCGAUGGAUCUAUGUUCCUACCUCGAUCAAGUUUUGGCAAAAGAACUGGGGGCAGUGCUCGACGCCAAAACGAAUGUUUCGUUUUGGAACCUUCAGAGAUGAUUGUCAUCGACUAUCCAGAUAUAGAACCCCGAAGAAUUCAAAAUUCUCCGCUGAUGGAUCAUCCGCAGCAUAGAAGCAUGAACAUCAUGUUUGUGGAUGAGUAUGCACAAAACAUCCCAAGACAGAAUUUGUACCACAAGUGCUCGAGAGGGUCGCAUUCAUCAGACACGAGUUCCGCGUACAGCGGAUCAGACACUAUGGCCUCCACUCAUUCAGAACUCGACGGAGACGAGCUGGACCUUACGGGGCUUGUCGAAAGCAUCGUAGACAGCGACGAAGAAGACGAUUUAACAGAGAGUAUGGAUAGUUUAACAGUACGGGACAGAGUCAGAGACUGCCUAGAAAAAGAACCGUCAGAACGAACCGAAGAUGACAUAGAAGCAUUAUUAGAAUUCACUCAACAUUUAAAAGCAUUUACGAACAUGACAUUAGCAGUGCGACGAGCCCUGUGUGCAGUUAUGGUAUUUGCAGUGGUAGAAAAAGCUGGUACAAUAGUGAUGAAUGACGGAGAAGAACUAGAUUCUUGGUCAGUGCUUGUAAAUGGCUCCGUAGAGGUUGUGAUACCAGAUGAACCAAGUCAGACGUUGUAUAUGGGUGAUGCAUUCGGCAUCUUGCCGACCAUGGACAAGCUCUACCACAAAGGUGUCAUGGUUACUAAACAAGACGAUUGCCAAUUCGUUUGUAUAACGCAGUCAGAUUACUAUAGGAUAUUGCACCAAGGUGAAGAAAAUACGCGAAGGCACGAAGAAGAAGGAAAACUAGUCAUGGUAACGGAGCUACGAGGUUCACUGGAACCUGGAAGCAACAGAAGAGGUCAUGUAGUUAUUCGCGCCACCGCAGAUAGGCUCAUGCAACAACUAAUCGAAGAAAACUCACUUACAGACCCCACUUACGUAGAAGACUUCCUUUUAACUCACCGGGUGUUUAUUCAGAGUCCUCUGGUUGUAGCAAGUCAACUGUUAGAUUGGUUUAAAGAUACCGAAGUGCGAGAUAGAGUGACAAGGGUGGUGUUGCUUUGGGUCAACAAUCAUUUUACAGACUUCGAAACUGAUCCUGAUAUGAUUGAGUUUUUAGAAACAUUCGAGCAAGGACUCGAAUCGGAGAAGAUGGUAGGGCAACUAAGGCUUCUGAAUAUAGCCUGUGCAGCUAAAGCGAGGAUACGGAACGUGGUCUUAGCUAGACCUAACAGAGACGAACCCUUGAGUUUUCAAAUUCUUGGAGGAUUCGAACGAAACUUCGGAAUAUUCAUUUCGAAAGUGGAUAAGAAAUCUAAAGCGGAAGACGUAGGCUUGAAACGUGGUGAUCAGAUCCUCGAAGUCAAUAACCAUAGCUUCGAACAUAUGUCCUUGGCUAGAGCAUUAGAAAUCUUGAGAGGAACGACACAUCUAAGUAUUACAGUUAAAUCAAACCUUCUCCAUUUCAAAGAAAUGCUUAAUACUCCGGAUAACUCCCCAAGACCAAGGAGUAGAAAGGUUUCCGAUAUAACUAAUUUAACUAAGGUUCCUGCAGAUCCUAGGGCUAGGCUGUCUAGUGUAGAUGGUAAUAUCAUCCUUGGCCAUGAUACUCCUGCUUCGCAACCGAUCACCAUAAGUAGUCCUGCGAAAGAAGGAAAGAAACAGAGCUUUAUGACGCUGGGAAGACUGCAGAAGGCGCUGAUGAAGAUGAGCAUUUUUCCUAAGAAUAUGAUAAAUGUUGGUUUGGGCCAGGACCAAGUUGAUAGCUUUAAUCCUCCUUCAACGUUAGGAUCGAACCUUUACCAAUCGCAGAGCAAUCCAGAUCUGAUGUCAAUUUGUUACGAUGACUUGAGAUGUACGGAUUAUCCUGAACAUGUGUUAAAGGUUUACAAGCCUGAUCAAAGCUACAAAUACCUCCUAGUCCACAAAGAAACCACAGCUCACGAAGUGGUAAUGCUGGCUCUACAAGAAUUCGGUAUGACGGAUCCCAGCAGCAACUUCAGCCUCUGCGAGGUCUCCGUGACGGACAACCAAACCAUCAAGCAGAAGCGGCUCCAAGACGAUCUGCAGAACCUAGCAGAGCGAAUAGGCCUGAGCAGCCGGUAUUAUCUCAAGACGAACGGCGUUACAGAAACCCUGGUACCUGAUGAGCUAGCUCCCGAGCUAGUUAGAGAGAGCGCGGUGCAUUUUUUGCAACUCAACGCGGUGGAGGUGGCGAUACAGCUGACUCUGCUGGAUUUCAGUAUUUUUAGACAGAUCGAGCCGACUGAGUACAUCGAUGAUCUCUUCGAGUUGAAGUCCAAGUAUGGCACGCCGAUGCUGGAGCAGUUUGCUUCUUUGGUUAACAAAGAGACAUUCUGGGUGGUGUCAGAAGUGUGCGCGGAGCAUAAUCCGGUCAGGAGGAUGAAGAUUAUUAAACAGUUCAUUAAAGUUGCAAGACAAUGCAAAGAAUGCAAAAACUUCAACUCCAUGUUCGCUAUCGUAAGCGGGCUGGGACACGGUGCCGUUUCUAGAUUGAGGCAAAGCUGGGACAAAUUACCCGGAAAAUAUCAAAGGGUGUUUUCGGAACUGCAACAGCUCAUGGAUCCUUCCAGGAAUAUGAGCAAGUAUCGUCAAUUAGUGAGCGCCGAACAGACUCAACCUCCAAUUAUACCUUUCUACCCAGUCGUUAAGAAAGAUUUGACGUUCAUUCAUUUGGGCAACGAUUCCAAAGUUGAAGGCCUAAUAAACUUUGAAAAGCUGCGGAUGAUCGCAAAGGAAGUGAGGUCGUUGAGCAACAUGUGCAGUAGUCCGUACGAUUUACUCACGAUGCUCAAGUUGGGCGGACAGCCUGCUAGCAAUGCCAUGGUAGCACUCAAUCAACUUACCACUGCCUCUAGUAAUUAUCACGCACAAGGUCAAGCAACUGUAAAACGAAGAAAAAAGUCAGCGGCAGCUCCCAACCCUAAGAAGAUGUUCGAAGAGUCCCAGAUGGUACGAAGGGUCAAGGCCUAUCUGAACAACCUCCAAGUCGAAACUGACGAAGCCAAAUUGCACGAGAUGUCGCUGGAGUGCGAGAGUCCCGCGACUGGGGGAUCCUCUGGACCCGGCAGUACAAGGACCAAACGGCAUUCAUCACCGGCACCUAGUACUACCAGCAGUACGAGCAGUGCCAGCGACGAGAGGAAGCCUACCGCCAAAUUCGGUUCGGCUUCGCCUCAAGCGGUGCGGAAAUUAUUGGCAUUAUCGGAACCGAAUAAAACAAGACCGCAUCAGCCUCGUCUUCCUUCUCAUGGUCUCAAUCAGCCCAGUCCUGCCGUCAGGCGGGCGCCAAGUGCCACAGGAAGUUAUUCCAGUUACGGGUCUCAUAGUUCGAGUAGUUCAGGAGCUGGAGGCAGAGCCAUGCACGAGAGAUCUCAUUCAGACACGCCCACGCCCCUUCCCUCCGUAGCUUUGUCUGCAGAAAGCAGUAGCGUUACUUCCCUCAGCAACUUGCCUUUGAGAAAGACUGUCACCUCGGGUUCGGUCUCUUCGUCGGACUCGGGUCAUAGUACCAUCAGCCAAGUGACGACCAGCUCCAACGAUUGUCAUUCCUACCAACCUAGGUGUCCGAGUCCGCCCAGACAUCCGCCGCCUAUACCAGGCUGGUUACCUGCUCGCAUUGGUUCUUUGCCCCCUUGUGCUCUAGCUGUGGCCGUUUUACCUCCCUUACCUAUAGCUUUUCGUAAUUCCAACAAUGGUCCUGGUAGACGACAACCGCCCGCUUACAGUGUUGCAGCGCAAAUGGCGCGGUUGCAUCGGUUAGGUAGAGCUCACUCGCACGAAGGUGUUACUCAGGGUUACCAUUAUCACACCGAUCCAGAUACGGAUCAGGAUGACGAUGAGACCCAAGUCUCGGCGGUGUGAACAAUUUUCCCCUAUACCAGUGAUUUUAAAAAUGUUUGAGACAAAACGUAUGUUUAUUGGUGUUUUUGCAUAUCAAUACAAAAAUCAAUACUCAAGGAUCUAUGUCUGUAUCUUGUAUGUGUUUCCGAAAAGUUUCAGGGUACUGGGGCAAAACCUGUAUCAAUUUGUAAGUAAAAAGUGCCACUAUAUUUCUUCAACACUGACCCAACUAAAAAUGUGCCGCUGUUGAUGACAAGAACGUGCCUACCGUUGGUUGGACGCAAACUGAGUAGUGUCAGUAAUGCAGUCAAUAUUUGGCAUACCAUAUUACAAUAGCGACACUUCUGCCAUCUUACGAUACCAGUGAUUCAUACAAACGACCAUCUUCAAUAAUCUUCAUGCAAUGCCACAAUGGACAUCCUAAGUAUUGACGUCACAAAAUUGGGAGGAGCAAAAUGAGUCAAUAUAAGCUCCUCGCAAUUUUGUGACAUUUGUGACGUCAAACUUAGGCUGUCCAUUUUCCAUUAUUUUCGGGAGUCAUACUAACACUGUUCCGAGGCAUCCCGUUGGUUCUUUGAGCACUGGUUCAUUUUACAAAGACAUUUGGAGACCAACGAAAUGAAGAUCUUAAAAAAGAUUGCUGGAAAGGACUACAGGACAGGGUAAGAAGUGAGGAAAUCAGACGCAUAUGUGGGGUAGACAAUAUAAAUACCUGGGUAAAGAACAGAAAAGAAGAGUGGAAUCAACACAUAAGCAGGAUGUCUGAAUCAAGGAUUGUAAGAAUAGCCAGGGAUAAGUCACCGCUAGGCAGAAGAAGUAUAGGACGCCCAAGGAAAAGAUGGAAUGACAAUUUAGGGACAGAAUGAAAGGCACCGUUGAAGAAAAACGGGCAGUACUGCCCAUAUAAAAGAAAAAGAAGAAGAGGAAGAUACUAACACUAAUGAACAGUGAUAUGCUUUUAUCAGAAUAAACGUAAGACUUAUCGUAGAGACUUAUCAUAGACGCAAAAAAUCUAUUGCUAGUAAACAAGAUAAAAUCAUUUUUUACCAAAUUUAAAAAUGUUGCUGGGAAUCACCUAAGACAGAAUUGACAUUAUACCGAUUGAGAAAUUUCUCAUGGUUUGUAUGCGCCUUUAAUGAGAGCGACACAGAGACAUAUAUUUAUUAUACAUUUAAAACGGGCUAGAAGAUAUACGCCGGCAAAGCGGGUUAGCGCGAACAACCCACUUCAUGUCGUAGGUAGAGCUUUCUCAUCACAGCGUUGCCAAAGUAGAUUUAAAAAAGAAAAUAACAAAGUAGAAAAAAUAUAAUAUUUAACUUAUUGUAAACGAAUAUAAUAAACAAAUUAUUUAAAAGAAAGAAACUUAAGUAAAAAAAUAUUGUUUUCAUCCAUUUUAAAAAAAUGUGAAAACGUUGAAAUAUAAUUCAACCUUUGUCACUCAUAUAUUAUAUUAUAUACAAUUAAUUAUUUAUUUACACUAUUUUUUACCCUGUUGACUAAAAACUCUACUGAUACGGUUUUUGUCCCUGUGAACAGUACCUGAUUAUUAUUUAGUGUCUUAUAAGAUUCAGAUUUUGUUAAUAAAUUUUAGAUUUGUUUUAUUUAUAUUAGUAACAAUAAUUAUUGAUCUAAUGUACAUAGAAAUGAUUUAGUAUGAGUUUCCCACCCUGUCUCCUAUCGUGACAAGGCAUCUCGUAACGCGGCAGUUGGUAAUCCCACGACUCGUAACGGACAAUCCGUAACCCCAAAAAUUCGUAACGGCAACAGUUCGUAAUGGUAUAUUUCGUAACGUCAAAAUUGAAUUCUUAUUGUUUUUAACGUGGAAGUUAACAUUUAUUACAGUUACAAUUGAAAUUACGUUUGUCAAUUUAACGAACCAGCAUAUAUAUUAUAUAUAUUUUUAAUUAUGUAUAUCUUUAAAUAAAUGCGAUCUAGUAAUGUAUAUUGUAUUAAUUAUUAUGAAACUGUUAUUAUUUAUUACAUUAUUUGCAGACUUAGUUUUACUACUUUCAAGUUUUAAUUCAAGAUAUUAAAAUUAAAAAAAAAAUCUUUAGUUAUCAUAUUUCAAGAAUACUCUUCUCCAAGACAUUAACGCACCACAUUAAAAAUUGGUCAUUUUUAAUUUCUCGAAUUUCCUAAACCUAUUUUCCGACUUAAUUGUUUUUUUUUUUAACAUGAGCGCUAUUCUUUAACAAUACCGCUGUAAUAAUACUGUUGCUAGACAGGUAAAUUGUCUUUGUAUAACAGGUGUACCAAUUACUUUAACAACUAGCUUUGUUUUUCAUCAAUACAGGGUGUUUUUAAAUAAGUAUGGCAAACUUUAAGGGGUAAUUCUGCAUGAAAAAAUAAUCACGGUUUGCUUUAUAAACGUAUGUCCGCAAAUGCUUCGUUUCCGAGAUACAGGAUGUUAAAUUUUUUCUUACAAACUGACGAUUUAUUUAUUGUUCUAAAACCAUCCGAGAUAUGCAAAUGAAAUUUGGUGGGUUUUAAAAGGUAGUUAUUGUGCAUUUAUUGACAUACAAUUAAGAAUUUUAUGUUCGCCAGUGGUGCACAUACGGGCCAUAUUACUUGUAUGCGCGCCAAUGGUAAAUAUUAAAUUCCUAAUUUUAUAUCAAAAAGGGUAAUAACUACCUCUUAAAACCCACCACAUUUCAUUUGCAUAUCUCAACCGGUUUUAGAGCAAUAAAUAAAUCGUCAGUUUGUAAGAAAAAUUUCAACACCCAUGUGUGUAAAAAAUGUAAAGAAAAUUACUACAUACUAUAAAUUAAUAUACAGUGCUAGUCUAAAGUCCAUACCCCCCUCCUAUCUUUUCAACGGUUAUACUUAUAAUAGUAAAAUUGGGAGGGAGGAAAUAAACGGACAUAAGCUUCUUAACUAGUCAUGAAAUAAUAGUGACAGAUGACGUUACAGAGCCACUGUGACUGAUAAUUUUAAAUGGGACCUUAUGGCAAGUGAUACCUCGUUUGAAAGGUAUUCAAAAUACCUAUUCCGACAUACUAAUUUUUUUUGUUUAAGUUGAUUUUGAUUUUGGUGAAUAAAUUAAAUAAAUAUAAUAUUGUAGUUUCGCAUUUAAUUAAUAAACAUUUAAAUGUCCGCCUAUGGCUUUUUGUCAAAAAAAGUUGACGUUUUUCAAUUCUCUAGUAGUUUUUAUGUCAACAUGUUCAAACAGAAUUAGUCUGACUGAAUAGGGCUUUUCAUUGAUUGUCAUUUGUUUCGGGGAUUAUACGACAUUUGACAGAAGCUCCAAACAAAUGACUGUGAAUGAAAAGCCCUAUAGGUAUUUUCAAUACCUUUCAAAGGAGGUAUCACUUGCCAUAAGGUCCUAUUUAAAAUUAUCUGUCACAGUGGCCCUGUAAAAUCAUCUGUCACUAUUACGUCACCUGUCAUGACUAGUUAAGAAGCUUAUGUCCCUUUAUUUCUUCCCUCCAAAUUUCACUAUUAUAGGUAUAACCGUUCAAAAGAUAUGUGGGCGGUACGGACUUUUGACUAGCACUGUAUAUAGAUAUUAUAUUAUAAUAUAUUUAAUAUAUUCCUAAAUUUUAGCAGAAACAUUUGUACAUAGGUACAAUUAUACAAGAGAUUCGAAAACACUUAUUAUACAUAAACUUAAUACAAGAACAUACCUCAUCUUUUCUCCAAAUGAAUAACUUGGACCGAAAUUCGGCCCUUAAACCAAUAUCUGAGAUUGCUUCUUUAAUGUCAUCUACAGACAGAUAAAUUAAGCUUCUGUAUGUUACACCGCAAUCUAAAAUAAUGAUUAAAUGAUGAAUACACACCCUAGGUAUAUAUCGAAAGCAAGAAAUAUGAAAAACUUUUUUGGAAUAUAUAAAAACAACAUUGUUAAAAUAGGUCUCAAUAAUAUUUUCUUCAUAAUUACCUUUUAGCAUUGGUAAAAGUUGCAAUAGAUUCCAGCCUUCUAGCAAUGUUUGUAGCCGAUCAAGGUCAACGUCUGUUUCCUCUAAUUCUAAUUUUUCAGUUGAACCCGCCUCUAGUAAAUCUUAACGUGUCGAAUUAUUUAGUUCAUCAAGUGUCAAAUUUAAGAUAACAACGCCGUCUUCUUUGGUGUUAACGCCGCCGCCGGUGGCUUCGUCGAGAACACCGGGUUCAGUGUUAUCGCCAUUUGCAUUUGCCAGGAUAAUGCUUAGUGGCUCUGCCAUAUUAUCGCUAAUAUAUUAUAAGGGGAUGUAACCGCCUUACAAAUUUCUCAAUUCUCACGGGUUUAAGAAUAUAAAAGGAUAUUAUUGGAAACAACUGUAAACUGUAUUAUGCACAACUUUUAUUCACACUAUUAACACGAGCACGCGGACACUGGACACCAUUGCCGAAAUGGCCGAACGAAAUGCACAUAGACCGCAUAGACGUAAACAGCGGCUUUCUGAUCAGUGUUGCCAACUCAGUAGAAUUUCUACUAAAUAUAGUAGAAUCUUAUAGAAACAAUAUCUUCUCGCUCUUAAAAUAAAAAUGUUCACAUAAAAUUAAAAGGAUGUCUUAUUGAUUUAAGCAGACGGGGAAACAUCUUCAUAUAAUAAUGCAUUGCUGUUUGAUUCGAAUGUGGUUCUUUUAAAUCAUAUAUCCGCUAAUAAUUGAUUUAAAGGGAAAUACUAGUAAAAAUUUCAGAAAAGCAAAUUAAAAUAAAAAUGUGUAUAUUUGAUUGUAUCGCCGCCUUAUUAAUGUUAGUAGACAAGUAAAACAAUUUAACAAUGCUGCUUUAUUUUAAAUGUGGUUCUUUUAAAUUAUAUGUGAUAAUAUUUAAUUUACAAAGAAGUAAUAUUAGAUAUCAAAGAAAAGGAAAUUCCCUUAAUUUUAAAUAAUUACAUUUUUCUUAUGUAUUCAAAUCAAUAUCAUAUCAUUAGCGAACGUUUAUGAAAUGAAUACUUUUAUUAAUUAAAUUAAGCAGAUCAACUUAAUUAUUUUAACGUGAUUUGUUGUGCAUUUUAAAACGCAUAAAUUUUCUGAGUGCACAAUCUCGGAAACGAAGCAUUGGCGGACACACGUUUAUAAAGCAAACUGUCAUUAUUUUUUCAUGCAUAAUUACCCCUUAAAAUUUGCCAUACUUAUUUAAAAACACCCUGUAUUGACGAAAAACAAGGGUAGUUGUUAAAGUACCUAACUUUUUUAUUGUCCAACAUAAGCGAAUGAAUAAAAAAACAGAAUGUUAAGAAAACAUGAGGCUAUAGUUGGGUUUUAAUUUCAGUAUUUUAUAAAUGCUAGAAUAUUCCACAGGGUCAUGCGAAAUUUGAGAAAAAAUCACAGUUUGAUUGACAAAGACAAUUUACCUGUCCAGCAACAAUAUUACAGCGAUAUUGUUAAAGAAUAAGGCUAUAACAUAUUAAAAAAAUCACUUAAAUCGGACAAGUUUAGGAAAUUCGAGACAUCAAAAAUGGCGCAUUUUUAAAGUGGUGCGUUAAUUUCUUGGAGAAGUGUAUAAAAUACGCAAAAAUAUAUUUAAAAAGAAGUGGCUCUAAAAAAAGUACCAAGUGUGAAAUAUAUUUAAAAAGAAGUGGUCCUAAAAAAAGUACCAUUACUUUUAGUAUAGGAAUGUAUGCAAAAUGCAUUUUAGUAUAAAUUCAGUAAUAGGUACUAAAUAUGCCAAAAAAAUGAAAUGUUGCCUUUACGAAUUAUACCGUUACGAACUGUCGCCGUGACGAAUUGGCGGCGUUAGGAGAUGUCAUGGAACCGCCUCCUAUAUCUAUUUCUCUAGUUUCGUAUUCGAAUAGACUAUGUAGGUAGGUGUCAUUCAAAGCAAUAUGUCAAUCAGAAAUAUCUUGUAAUAUAAUGAAUUAACGUUAUUAGGUAAUUAAGAGAAAACUAUGACCAUAAAUUGUUAAUGGAAUCAAUAUUUUUGUCUGUACAUGCAAUUGAAACGUAGUCAUUUAACAAAACGUUGAUGAUACAAAGCAAAUUUCUAAAUCAUUUAAUAUAUCCUUGUGACAUUAUUCCUACAAUUUUAAAAAUUUUCUCAAUAAAAAGGUUUUAUUAGGCAACCCACUUUACACUAGAGCGUAGUGUGCAGAUGCCAACUCAUAACAUAGUUUUAAUUUCAGAGAAGACCAACAGUUUUCUUAUUGGUAGUUUUAGGAUCUCUUCUGGUUCAAACCUCAGUUGAUCAGUGAAAUCCUGCCUCACAUCAUAUUGCAAUGGCACAGUAUGUGUAUGGUAGUCUCUUCAUCCAUUUCGCACUUCGGUACCAUGGUUCUUUCACCUUAUCUAAUUUUUAAAGGUGGUUUCUUAAACGGCAAUGUCCAGUCACCAUUUCAGUGACCGUUUUGAUCUCUCGUUUAUUGAGGUUCAUCAAAUUUUCGAGUGUUUUUUAUCAAUAUUCUUGAUUAUUUUCGUAGUCUGAAUUUGCCCUUGAGUGGUUCUUCAUUUUUUUUAAUAAUUCCUAGUCAGCCACUUCUGAACCUCAUUUUUUGUAGCAUCUUUAGUGAUGCCACAGAAAGGUUCUGGGCCUUCAAAUUGGACAAUGAUUUUUGAGUUUAUAAGAUAGUUAUGCCAUGCGUGUCAAACUUUUUCUGGACAUCUAGCUACACUAUUUUUGGUACAACUUGAGAACAAUUAAAUAUUUGAAUGAUAUCUUUUAAAACUGAACUAUGGGUACUAGAUUCGUUCGAAGUUUUUCUGUCAAUUGUCUGUAGACGACUUACGUACCUGACAGGGUGUUGUAUCUGGUAGAGCAGUUUCCACUGAUCUAUUGAGACCUAUCCCAAAUUUUAGGGAUUCGUGUAUUUAGGGAUAUAUCACAAAUCUUUUGAAUAUAUAUGUAAGUAAAGUGAUUGGACUUGUGGUCCAAAGUUCUUCAUUUCUUCAUGGAAGAACGUCCACAAACAAAGACUAUAAUGUUUAUAUAUAACUAGACUUUUAACUGAUAUUUUGUUGAGAAUUUUUUUAAAAUGUGGAAAAUUGUAGGACAAGUUUGACACAUUUUAUCUAUUUUACGAAUGGUAUGAUUCUGUAAUUUAUUCACAGCCAAGCAAAAAACAGGUUAACAGAUCCUAACACGUAUGUACGUAGAAGAAGUACGGCUCACCCCCUACUCUCUCCAACGAUGUCUGAUCCUUCUUUCAAUGAAUAUUCCAUAGCAAAUAUGAUCAUGCGAUGUUGCCACAUUUCAAGAUUUUUCUUGGCUUUGAAUAUAUUAGACAAAAUGCCAUUCCUUAAAUAUUAUUAAUAUUGACUUUUCUAUAUUCUACUAAGGACAACUAAAUUUUUUGUCGUUAGCGUCAUUAAUAAUGUUAAGGGUAUUUGUCACAUUUGUAAUAGACUUUUUAAUUAGAGCUUUAGAGUAAUAAUAUAUAAAAUUAAAAAAGCAGUAUACAGUAAAAAGUCUGGAACGUGUCAAAUUCCUUUUGAGCAAUCUAAUUUGUGCAUUUUUAUUGUUGAUUAGCAUUUCGAUUACGUAAAAUUCUAGAAUUGACACCAACUAUAUACCUUGAUCCUCAGUACAUUCCAGUUUUUGUAUAUAUCUUACCAGAAAGCAAAUAUAUCUACCUUAUCUACAUCUUAUUAUAUUGUAUUAAUGUAUUCAACGUAAUAUGAGCACUCGGAAAAAGUUUUUGACUGAAAAGGUUAACACCAUUGGUAUAUAACUUACAUUAGGGAUGAAAGAUAUACUUGCCCGUGAUCAACAAAUUAAAAAAUAUGCUAGAACGGAUGCAGAGUGAUGUUAUAUGUGGUUGAUGCAUAGGGUAUCACCAGAACGUUAGUUGUUAAAUAUUCCACGGUUUCUAGAUAUUUUUUGGAUAUUUUUACCUCUACUGUUCCAUUCAAUGUGUUUUAUAUCCCGUUUUAACAUGGCUUUUCAUCAAUAGGUCAUUCAAAAACAACACAGUCGAAACAUAUUCUUCUUCUUCUUUUUCUCUUUUAUGGCCUUUGGGAACUGCGCCCAUUUAGCCAGUUUCUUCAUGAAUGAAUUCUUCCAGAUUCAAGCUGCACGUAUGUUGUAUCGAACCAGGUUCUGAUGUUCUUUAACCAGGAUGUUUUUCGUCUUCCUGGACCUUGCUUUCCAAAUAUUCUUGGUGUCUUCUCUUGAUUCAAUACCAUAGGUCAUAACAGGUCUGAUAUUUUAUAAAUUCUAACUUUGCUGUCCAUUCUCAUAUAUGGGUUAUUCCAGACCACAUCUCUUAAACAUCCGGACAUGACUACGGUGUUGUUUAUUUGUUCCCUUAGGUCUCUGGCUGGGUCAUGAUAACUUGAUAAAUCUACAUCUAGAUAUUUGAACUGAUUUAGCUGUUCUAUGGGUUUCUCCUCUACCACGAGCUUGCAUCUAAUUAGAUCUUUCGCAAUGGUAAUGUAUUUUAUUUUCUACAUGGAUAUGUUUAUGUUGAGUCGUCGACAUUCUUGGUAGAAUCGAUAAAGUCGUCUUUGAAGGUCAUGCUCAUCCUCUGCAAUCAGGGCUGCUUCAUUCGCAUAGCACUCUAUACUGAUUCUACUGUGACCGAGUCUGUAUCCUAGUUGUAGCGAUUCCAUAUCUUCUAUUAUUUCAUCCAUCAGCAUAUUGAAUAGAAAUGGGCUGAGGCUGUCAUCACUGCUAGACCUAACCUAACAUAGCCUAAAAAAUGAGUUUAGACUGCUACUUGAAUAACAGAAAUGAAUAUUGAUCCGUAAGUGUUACAUAACGUUUUAUACAUCAAUCGUACGAACAAACUUAUCAAUUUUUAAUCUACUGAUGUACUUGUUUUAUGGAACUUUUCGUUUUUCUUAUCUUAAGUGACGUUUUUUAUAACCGUUUCCGUCAAAAGUUCUAUAUACAGGUGCACGAUUAUAUUUAGAUUAUGUAAACAAACAUUAUAAACACUUUUGUAUUGGACAAUGUACUAGACUGAACUUGAACAGUGCUUUUUCAAAGUGAUUGUGAUUUUGGUUUUAAAAUGCCGUAAAUGACCGAGACGGAGCAAAGUUGAUUUUUAUUUAUACCCCUACCAGGUAUCUAAGAGACUCAUUAACAUCAGCUGAGUGGGGUGCUAUUGUUGGAAAUGUGAAAUUACAUAAACAAGAUAUUAUUUCAUAAAAUAGGUAGAUCCAUUGUUUAUGGAAUUCCAUACCUCCAACAAUAGCACCCCGCUGAGCUGAAUAGAAUCUCUGAGAUGGCUGGUACUACACAUAUAUCUAACAUUUACUGACAAUAAACACUACAUAUAUGCAGUCUUCUGUUGUAUUACGUUCACUAGACAAUUACUAUAACCUUCUUCCUUCAGUUAUUCUUCUUUUUCAACGCACAAAGUGGUAUUUUACUUAAAAAAGCUGCCCAAAAACGAAAAUUUCAAAAACUUUUUAAAGUCUUUUGUCUCCCCCUUUGUACAUAGGAAGUGUGAUUCCUACUUUCCAAUCUUCUGGGAUGACUUCUAGUGUCCUUCAUGUCCACCUUUCUUUAUCAGUUCUGCAGUUAUUCCAUCUGUGCCAGAUGCUUUGUUAUUUUUUAGAUGUUUCAUGACGUGUAUAGUUUCCUCCAAUGUUGGUUGCUCAACUAGUUGUUCUGCUAUGUGAAUUAUUUGUAAUAAAGGGUAAGACAACGGUCGUCGUAGAAAAUUGUGCGAAUGUAAAAGAUUUAUAGUUUUUACAUUUGGCAAAAGUUUAGGGAUAUAAAUAUUUACAUAUAUUUUUUGAUACGGUAUGAUACAGAAUUGAAAUUAAUGACAUAAUAGUAUAUUAUAGUCCAAGAAAUGAAGCUUAAAAUAGGACAAAACCUCGCAAUUUUUACAGAAUGGAUAGAUUUGUUUGGAAAUUUGAGAAUAAGUAGUGGAUAGUCCAAGGAUCAAAAUCUAUAUGAUGCCAAAAGGCGCUUUUACCAUGGGGGUGGUUGCCACCCCAUCUCGGGGGUGGAAAUUUUUUAUUAUAUUUUGACCGCAAAACUUGAUAAAAGCAUUUAUUAUAAGCAAAAAACAUUCUAUAUAUUUUUUUGAUAAAAUUAAUAGUUUUCGAUUAAUUCCCUAUCGAAAGUGUUAGUUUUAUAUCGAAAAAAUCCAUGUUUUUAAUCAGUUUUCUGCUAACUCAAAAAGUUUUCGUUCUAUCAAAACAACUUUACUAACAAAAAUAUACCUUUUGAAAAAAUAAACAAAACUUUUUUCUUUAGUUUUCUUUAAGACCAAUAGUACUCGAUCUAUACUUUAUUAUAUGUUAGCUCUACUUCGUCAAAUGCUAAACAUUGUAGUUUCAAAGUCAAAAGACGGGAAAACUAUACAUUUCUCGAGGAUAACUUUUUCAAGAUAAUUUAAAGUUUUUAAAAUUAUCUAUCUCCAGAAAUAAAAAAAAAUCUCUAGCUCAAAAAUUAAGUGACUUAUAAUGAAAAGAAUAUCCGUCCCUAUUUUUUUUUCAGCAAAAAGUGAUCGAAAACAACCCCCUAAUCACCACCCUAAUUAAAAUUAGUCAUUGACCUGAUUUGGUGUUCUUUACUUAUGUAUUUUUAAUAGGUCCUAGAAGUUUAAUCUGCUUAGAAUGAUGAUUAGUUUUAAAAAAAUGGAGUUAAAAGCGAAUAACGAAUUUUUGUAGUUUGGUAAAAAAUGCCCUUUUCUUCAGAAUAGCAAGAAUCGUAUAGUCGGUUCGCUAAACUCGGACGCAACUGGCUAGAUAUUUUAGUCGAUAAUUUUUUUGUUUUUUGCCAAUUUUGCAAAAAUUGGCAAAAUUACUAACUAUUUAGUGAUUGUUAACUAUUUAGUAAUUAUUUUUUGCCAAUUUUACUAAAAUUGGCAAAAUUACCGACUAAAAUAUCUAGAAAGUUGCGUCUGAGUUUAGCGAACAGAUAUAUCAGAGAUACGAAAAAAUAUUUAAAUAUAAAAUUGUAAAUGAAGUAAAAGUCAGACUUACUCUCAAUCUUAUUGAGAGUAAGUCUGACUUUUACUUCAUUUAAAAUGAACUCUCACAUGCAACCCAUUCAAGAUUUUUAUAAAAUUGUAGUUUAUUUAAUUCCCAAGGACUUGGUUUGCAAAAAUUUUUUCUAGGGCAAAAAUUGAGUGAGCUAUUGACAAUUAAAACUUGUAAUAACAUGCAAAAACCACCUUUACCAACCCUUUCAAUGUCACGUCUUUUUGUGACUGCGGCUUUUAAAAGGAUUUGAUAUUAACAGCCUUAUAGAUCUUGUACAAAUCUACACAAUUAUUUUUUAACAAACUUUUUAACAUAAAAAAUAAAAAAGUUACUGUUAAAAAAUUAAUACAUUUUUUUUGAAAAAAAAAAGGAGAAAACUAAUUGGAAGCAUAAUCAUUUAAGUUAGCGGUGGUCUUAGUCAUUGGCCUUAUUAAUUCUUUAUGUAUUACUAAUAGAUUCUAGAAGUUUGACUGGCUUAGAAUGAUUAGUUAAAAAAAAUUAAAAAUGAGUUUUUAAGCGAAUAAAAAAUUUUUGUAUUUUGGUAAAAAAUGCCAUUCUCUUCAGAAUAGAAAGAUUAGCAUCAGAGAUACGAAAAAAUGUUUAAAUAUGAAAUUGUAGGUUAUUUAAUUACCAAGAACUUGGUUUAAAAAAAUUUUUUUACUGCAAAAAUUGAGUGAAUCGUAAAUGAGUAUACCAUCGAAAAACAUUGACUUUUUAGAUAUAAAAUUAACACUUUCGAUAGCGAAGAAAUCGAAAACUAUUAAUCUUAUCAAAAAAAUAUAUAGAACGUUUUUUGCCUAGACUGAAUGUUUUUAUCAACUUUUACGGUUAAAGUAUAAUAAAAAAUUUCCACCCCUAGAUGGGGUGGCAACCACCCCCAUGGUAAAAGCGCCUUUCGGCAUCAUAUAGAUUUUGAUCCUUAGACUAUCCACUACUUAUUCUCAAAUUUUCAAGCAAAUCGAUUCAUUCUGUAAAAAAUGCGAGGUGAAAAGCUUCGGUUCCUGGACUAUUCAUCUUAAUUUUGUUCUCUUUCUGGACUUACGAGCUCUUGAAAAUACUCAUUCCACCUUCUCAUUAGUUCCUGUUUCUCGCUAAUAAUUGUCCCAUUUUUGUCCUUGCAAACUGUUGAUCUUGUCAUGUAUCCUUUUGUAUUGCUUGGUUUCCUUGUAAAAUUUUUGAGUCUCUCUUCUGUUGUUAUAAUCUGUAAUCUGUUGUAUUUUUCUAUUCAACAUUUCUCUCUUUUCUCAGUUCUCUAUAUGCCCUUCUAUUCUAUCAGGAAUCCCUUUUUAGACAUUUCUGUCAAGCUAUAUUUUUGCUAUGUAUUACUUGUUGGCAAUCUUGGUCAAACCAUUCCUUAUUCAUCAGUCAAUUAUCAGUAUCAGUAAACAUAUUUACUAAUAAACUAUCACCGUCGUAUAUAUAAUUGAAUUAACAAACACGCCAAUAUAUUUUUUCACAUUGUUUAUUUGCACUGACGUAACUUACUCAAGAUUUAGCAACUAACUUCAUAUUGUUGCUUUUUCCUGUCGGUGUGCGUGCGCAUCGUAAAAAUUCACUCUCAAUAUUUUUCCCAAUCGCACCUGAAGAAGUCAUCAUCAUAAAUGGCGCUACAACUCUUCGUGAGUCUUUGCCGCGUUUACUAUUGCCUUCCAUGUUUGUCGGUCCCGUGCCACUAAUUCUCAAUGUCGCAUUCCCAUUUUCUCUAGAUCUUCUUUGACUGCAUCUUUCCACCUUUUUCCCUACAGACCUUCUUCCAUCUGGCCUUUCCCAGAACACAUUGUUUAUAAGGUGAUUGUCGUUACUGCAUAUCACAUGCCCUGCCCAUCCGAGUCUAUUUGCCUUUAUAUAUCUGACUAGAUUUUCUUUUCCGAAUAGAGACUCUAGCUCGUUAUUGUAUCUGCGCCUCCAUUCGUUUGUCACGCUGUCUCUGCAAGGGCCAUAUAUCAUUCGAAGUAUUUUACGUUCCCACACCAACAGUUUAUUUACUUCUCUUUUUGUUAGCGUCCAUAUUUCGCUUCCAUACGCGACUGCUGGUCGUAUUAUGGUAUUAUAUAUCUGGAUUUUUACACCUCGUGAAAGAAGUUUUGGCUUCAUUAGAUGUUUCAUGGCAAAGAAAGAUCUGUUUCCUGCCAUUAUUCGCGUUUCAACUUCUCGCUCUAAUUUGUUGUCAUUUGUGAUUGUUGCUCCUAGAUAUUUAAAUUCUUUAACUACUUCGAAGUUGUGAUCGUUUAUAGUAAUGUUUUGCCUUAUUCGCCGUCGUUCUUGUUUUGAGACGACCAUGUAUUUUGUUUUGUCUUCAUUUAUUUUUAGGCCGAUGUUUAAUGCAGCUUCUUUAAAGCCUGAAGAAGUAUAACUCCAAAAAUAAACAAAAAAAGGCAGUUCAUACAAAAAAAGAGUAGUAAAACCUCACAACUAAACACAGCCAAAACGUGUUACGAAGUGACAGCUGUCAAAUUUCUUUGGUUAGAAUUCUUGGAGUGGGGAUAUUGUCAAAUGACGUCACAUAUAACUACAAGAAUCGUUCCGAAAUUCUAGUUUUUGAAAUUUUCGUUUUGGUCAGGUUUUUAUGUGAAAUAGUAUUCCGUACAUGGUUUUCUUUUCCUUCUCUUAUUGUUGUUGGUAUAUAUGUAUACAGCGUUCUACGUUAAGAAUAGAACAUUGCGCUUACGAAGAUCAGUGUUGCCAAGCCUCUCGGGCAUUGGGGCUACUCGUCUGCCGAUUAUGAUUAUUCUAUGGAGGACGGCAUGGCAUCAGCGCGCUUCUAUCGUUCAUAAUAAAUACAUGUGACUAUCUCCGCAAUCUUCUAUUCUUAUCGUGGAAUGCUGUAUAGAACUCUUGGCAGUGUUGCCAAGUUCGUAGACCAUUUUAUAGAUUUCGUUAAGUGUCCGUCUGUGUCAUGGGGCGGUUUUUUGCUUAAAAAUUUAGUUGCAAUUUUUUUAGGUUUUGUGAUUAAACUAGUCGCUCAAUUUUUAACAGAAAUGGCAGUUCGUUCUGUUUCUCCUGCACUUCUCCAAGAAAUUAACGCACCGUCUUAAAAUUAAGACAUUUUUGAUGCCUCGAAUUUCCUAAACCUGUUGUCCGAUUUGAGUGUUUUUUUAAUAUGUUAUAGCCUUAUUUCUUGACAAUAUCGCUGUAAUAAUAUUGUUGCUAAACAGGUAAAUGUUCCAAAGUUUGGAACACCCUGAGGAAUAUUCUAGAAUUUAUAAAAUAUUGAAAUUGCAACUCAGAUGUAGCGUUAGGCUUUCUUAACAUUUUGUUUUUUGAUUCAUUCGCUUAUGUUCGAUAAUAAAAGAGAUAAUAUGUACUUUUAUAUUACAAAUGAGGUUUGCUAUUUGGUCUUGAUCACUAUUAUUCCAAAUUCAGAGAGCUACUGUUUCUACCUCUUGUAAGUUUCUAGGAGGUGGCAAACGCUGUAGUCUUCUGACAAUUAUGUCCCACAAAUGUUCGAUCGGGUUAAGAUUUAUACAAUAAUACUGUGACCAAUUCAAAGUUACUUGUUGAUUUGAAAAUUUACCUGUUAUAAAUAUUCGGUUACAGUUCCUGCAAUGUAACGUUUUGCAUUACCGUGCAUUAGCAUUGCUACCAAUGUAAGGAGCCGAUAGCAUGGUAGUUAAGUCCUUCGCUGUUAUGUAAGGCAACUGCUUGAACAAACUAAUCGCGGGUCAAAUUCCUUUGUAGCGCGUUCCAUUGCCACCAAACAACAAAAAAAGAUUACGGUUUUAAUUGAAACUUUAAAUAAUAAAUAUACUAAUUUCCCCAACAAACCGGACACUUUUUGACUGUUAACAAUUUGACACUUAUCAAAUUGUUAAUUUCUCAUAGCCUGAUUUAGGCGUCUUUAUUAAACUAAGCAGAAAAUGCGGAUAAAAUUAUGUAAAACAUGACUAGUUGUUAAACUACCUAACUUUUUUAUUGUCCAACAUAAGCGAAUGAAUCAAAAAACAAAAUGUUACGAAAACCUGAGGCUAUAGUUGGAUUUUAAUUUCAGUAUUUUAUAAACGCUAGGGUGUUGCGAACGAGAAAAAAAAACAAAGUUUGAUUGGUACAUUCGGUAGGUAUACAAUGGCAAUUUACCUGUCUAGCAACAAUAUUAUUACAGCGACAUUGUUAAAGAAUAAGGCUAUAAUAUAUUAAAAGAACCACUUAAAUCGGACAACAGGUUUAGGAUAUUCGAGACAUCAAAACUGACCUAUUUUUAAGGUGGUGCGUUAAUUUCUUGGAGAAGUGUCUUUCCAAAGACAAAUUGACGAAAGAUGGGAGAUUCAUAACGAAUGUGUGUUCUUUUCGAAUUUAUUUUGAUAUUAAUACUACUAUUUUAGUUGUUAAGUGUAAUAUAAUUUAAGUAGAUGUAUGUAUAUCUGUAUAUUAGUGUACAAAUUUUCAGAUUUAUUUCAUUCACAUUAAAUGGCUUUAGAAACAGUCUUUGUCAUUUUAUUAUAAAUGUAAUAAUUUUAAAAAUAAACUGUAAACAAAUAA